UCUUUAGACCAACUCAAUACUGAAACGUGAUAAGAGUAAUAAAAAUACUCUACAUUAUUGUACGGGCCAAAAAAGUUUACUACCAGCCGCAGUAAUUAUUAUGACUGCGCCACAUUUGAUGGAGCAAGCUGACGAGGAUGGCUUCAAACCAAUACAUUUGGCAGUGAUACAAGGAACAUUGGAAACUGUAAAUCUUUUAUUGGCCAAUAAAGUCAACGUUAAUGCUCUAGAUAAUGAAGGACAUUCUGUUGUUCAUUGGGCUACAGUAUGCGGCGAGGCACAGAUUUUAAGAACUUUAUUAGCGUCCGGUGCAGAUGCUUCCAUACCAGAUCAUAAUGGUGCCACGCCACUUCAUUAUGCUGCACAGAUGUGCGGAUAUGAUGGCAAGAGUGAUAAAACAUCAACAAAGUUGGCGCUUGAAAUUCUUGGAAUUCUUCUGAAGCAUCCAAAAUGCUCUGUUGAUGUUGAAGAUAAAGAUGGCAGACAACCAUUGAUGUGGGCAGCAAGUGCAGGUUCCGAUGAUGCCAUCACUGCUUUACUUAAAGGUGGUGCUUAUGCUGAGAGUGCUGAUAAAGAUGGUUUAACAGCAUUACAUUGUGCAGCAUCGAGAGGACAUACAAAAUGUAUUGAACUAUUAAUUAAACUCUGUGGUGCUCAAGUCGAUACGAUUGAUUCAAAUGGAUGUACGGCAUUAUUUUAUGCUGUGACAUUGGGUCAUGCUGACGCAACAGUUAAACUUUUAGAUUUAGGUGCCGAUCCGAAUCGACAAGAUCGAAAGGGAAGGUCACCGGGUCAUUGCGGCUGUGCGAAAGGUCAAUUUGAGACAGUAAAGAUUUUAAAUGCACGUGGAGCGAAUUUAUGGCUGAGAAAUGCUCGUGGUGAUUUGCCAGUUCAUGAAGCUGCAUCAUCGGGACGUAUUGAACUUGUCGAAUGGCUUCUUCAACAACGUCCAAAUCAUAUGAAUUCAUCAAGUAAUGAUGGUCGUACUAUUUUGCAUAUUACAGCGGGCAACGAUAAAAUCGAUAUGUGUAAAAUGCUAAUUGAAAUGGGAGCUGAUGUUAAUGCUGUUUAUCGUAAUACUAAAAAUGUUGUUAAAACCCCAUUGGAUUGUGCCUUACAGAAAGGCUUCCGUACAACUGCCAAAUUUAUUCAAAUGCAUGGAGGUCUUCCGGCAAAUAAAUUAAGAUUGUCGGGUCGAAAGACACAAACAAUACUGCCAGAAUUAGAUGAAGUGAAACCCCUUAAAUUUACUGAAAUUGAAGUCAGCUACGAACGGAAAGAAAGUCGUAGUCGACGUAAUUCACGUACAUCCGAAACAGACACCGAUACGGAAAGUUCACGAGGUCACCAUCGUAAUCGUAAACAUCACCGUAAGUGUUCACACAAGAGACGCACAAGUAGUUGCAGUGAAAUGUUUAUAUGUCAUCGUGCUGAUGAACCAUGUGAAAUAAGUCGUUCCAAAAGUACCACUGAACUUAGUCGUAAAAAAUCAAAGCGUCAUCAGCGUUCUGUAUCAACAGAAUCAUCGUGCAGUGAAAGUUCACAUAGCAAUUCCGAUGACGAUGAUGAUGAUGAGGAAAAUGAUUGUUGUUAUCAUAUAAAAAGAAGACAUCGUUGCUAUAAAAAAGUACGAAGUAAAUCGAGAGAUCGCGAUAAUGGUAAUGGCAACAAUAAGAAAGGACGAAAGAGUUCCGAUAAAAAAGGAAGUGAAUCUGAAUGUAAAGAGAAUGAUAAGGAUCAUGGAAGGGUUAAGAAGGAUAAUAAAAGGAAAGUUGAAAUUUCAUCGUCGAGUGCUAAAAAGAGCGACAAUAAGGCAUCAUCAAAAGGAAAGAAUGACUUAAAAGCAACAACAAAGACAACAGGGAAUAAAAAACGCCCAGCAUCGGGAAAGCCAUUAUUAAAGAAAAGCAGUCAAGAUGAGAAAAAUAAAUCGAUUGAUAAGACAACAAAGACACCCGAUGUCUCAAUCGAUAUGGAACAGCCUCCAAUUGAUACAAUUUCAAAAAAAUCCAUUGAUGAUGCGAGUGAGGAUGAUAAGACUAUUAAGCAGAUAACAACACUGGUUGAAAUUCAUGAAACAAUUCAGCAACAAACGGAUAUUGACGAUGGUGCGGCAACUGAUGCAACAUAUACAAUAGAGAAACGCGAUAAGAGUGACAUUAUGAUCCCUGAACCAGAAACAAUUAAAGAGGAGGCAGUAAUUGUGACAAUGGCAUCGGAGGGUAGUAAAAAAGUUAGCUUUAAGGGUGAUGCCAGUGAGAAUGAUGAUGAUAAAAUCUGCGAGAAUGAAGUGAAGAAGGUAGAAGAAGAAAAGCCUGUGCCUGAGCCACCUGUUGAGAUAGAGUCGCAACCUUUCACUGAUGAUAAAGUUAAAUGUGUAUCAAAUGAGACAGAAAAGGCAUUCGAGACCCUUCCUGACUCAACAAACGAUGAUAAUGAUGGUGAUACUGACAUGAAUGAAUCGCCUGAAAAUAUUCUACGUCCAAAAAGUCAAACACCUGAGUCUAUAGCAAGUUUUACUGUUUUAGAGGACGGCGAUGAUGCUGAUGAAAAGUUGAAGGAAUUUGAAGAAAUGACAAUGGAUGAGUCAUAUAUGCAACUAGGUCAAGAUGAUUAUGAAAGUGAACAGCAAUAUUACGAUGAUUCAUCGUCAUUAGAAAAGCUACCGAAACAGCGUGUCAUAACAAUAAUCGAUGAUGCAAAGGAUCAAGAUUCCGGUAUUGAGCCAAGUCCACGUUCACAACGUACUAAAAUACCCGCUCCACGUUCUUUACAUUCAUCAGCUGUACCAGGAAUUCCACGUAAAUCUUUUGUCGUUACGGAAGAUCGACCGCGUAGCACACGCAUUGAGGGUAGAAAACCAGGCGAUAAAAAUGCUGUCAACAUGGCAACCGUAACGCAAUCUAUACAGAAGAACUUAAGACGCUACUACAUGGAACGAAAAAUAUUUCAACAUUUAUUAGAAUUAAAGAGUCUUCAAAUUCGCUCGUGUAAGUCAAACGAGGCUGUGCUUGUUAAACGUGCCGUUGAUGAUUAUCAUAAAUCAGUUGCCGAUUUGGGCUUUGAAGUAGGAGGCACUUUGAGCAAAUAUCAAAUGCGUGAAUAUACUUUUAAGAACUUUGAAUUGUUUUUAUAUGAAACGUUAAAGAGCUUACAGAAGCCCGGAACAUUCAAUUUUCAAAAUAUUGCAGAAGUCUACCGUGAGGCGGAACGACGUUUGAGUCCGGACUUUAGUCGCUGUGAAAAGGCUUUAUAUUGUACGACAAAAACACAUCGAUGUUUGCAUGCUGCUCAUGCAUAUACUGGAAUCCCAUGUGCUGCAUACAUUCCAUUAAUGAAUCAUCACACAAUGCCGAAAAUCGGAUUUGGUUCUUACAAAGGCAACACUGGUGGGAAUGUUGGGACGUUUUAUUUACCAAAAAUUUUGACAAAUAAUCAUAGAUAUCAGAAUAGGAUGUCAUUGGAAUUUAGUAAUACGAAUAAUAAGAAAUACAGCACAACUGUACCACUGCCUAGUGAGAAAUUGGACAGCAAUAAGCGUUAUUUAGUGACAUUUACUGUAAAUGAUAAGGAGAAUCAGCAACUGAAGGAACCGAAUUCUGAAGAAAGCGAUGAGCUGCAAGCAAAGUGA
This is a messenger RNA of Chironomus riparius, 3631 nucleotides long. NCBI's taxonomy places the organism in Eukaryota, Metazoa, Arthropoda, Insecta, Diptera, Chironomidae. The record is from the annotation of a GenBank genome assembly.